AUGGCUCCAAUGGCAACCACUCCUCCGCACGUCGAGUCUAAACAGAUGGAGGGACCUCCUGUUCGACGUGGUAUCCAACGUGCCAAUAGUGCCAAUAUGGGCACUAAACGGAAGAUUGUCAUCUUCUCAGAUUUUGAUGGCACCAUCUUCAAGCAAGACACCGGUCACACAUUAUUCGAUAACUUCGGCUGCGGCCCGGAACGAAGAGAAGAGCUUGCCAGACAAAUGGAAACUGGAGAACGAACGUUCCGUGAAGUCUCGGACGAGCUGUACUCCUCCUUAAAUGUACCCCUCGAAGAUGGGUUCGAGGUCAUGAAGACGGCUCUCGAAAUUGAUCCCGACUUCAAAACCUUCCACGAAUUCUGCGUCAACAACGACAUUCCAUUCCAUGUCAUUUCGGCUGGACUCAAACCAGUCCUGAGAAGAGUCCUAGACCAUUUCAUCGGCGAAGACAUGAGCAAGCACAUUGGCAUUGUGGCCAACGAUGUCAAGAUCGCCGAUGACGGCAGCAAAUGGGAAGCCGUGUGGAGACAUGACAACGAUCUCGGUCACGACAAGGCACAGUCGAUCAACGAGUACAGGGAGAUGCAGAGCGAAAACGGCACUAUUCCAUUGAUCAUUUUCAUCGGUGAUGGUCUCUCUGAUCUCCCUGCUGCCCGCGAAGCCGACGUCCUCUUCGCCCGUCGGGGAUUGAAACUUGAAGAGUACUGUCAAGAACAUGGAAUACCUUAUAUCCCGUUCGACACAUUCGCCGACGUCCAGAGAGAAGUCAUCAAGAUCGCCAAACUCGACGAAGAACAAACCCAUGGCAGAGGUCUACCGGCCAAUUUCAACCCCCGCGCCAACAUGUGGCGACGGCUCAGCAACAAAGCCGGCAGACCCAACUUCUCUUCCGUCUUCACCCCAUCCAAAGAGGAAGUGGUCUUUGAAUGGCCAGAAGACGGCACAGACGCCCCGACCGUCCAGGACUCGGAACAAGGCAAAACUGCUUUUGCAGCACCAAUGGCGUAG
Messenger RNA from Capronia coronata CBS 617.96, 1011 nucleotides. RefSeq lists its product as uncharacterized. The record is from RefSeq and is a predicted model, not a curated record. Gene Ontology annotation, molecular function: phosphatase activity. The coding region runs from base 1 to 1011 and encodes 336 amino acids. NCBI's taxonomy places the organism in Eukaryota, Fungi, Ascomycota, Eurotiomycetes, Chaetothyriales, Herpotrichiellaceae. The transcript is spliced from 2 exons.